Molecule: messenger RNA, 1357 nt
Organism: Megalops cyprinoides (Indo-Pacific tarpon)
Lineage: Eukaryota; Metazoa; Chordata; Actinopteri; Elopiformes; Megalopidae
Gene: dcun1d5
Product: DCN1, defective in cullin neddylation 1, domain containing 5 (S. cerevisiae)
Exons: 11
Coding region: 460-1158 (232 amino acids)
Biological process (GO): protein neddylation; positive regulation of ubiquitin-protein transferase activity
Cellular component (GO): ubiquitin ligase complex
Molecular function (GO): cullin family protein binding; ubiquitin conjugating enzyme binding; ubiquitin-like protein binding
Source: RefSeq, a predicted model, not a curated record
GUUCAGGCUCGUUGUUUUAUUCAUUAUAGCUAAGUAUGGAACUACGUGGGUAGCUAGCUAUCUAACUUGUCAGUAAGAUAAGUAUUAGCCAGUUAAAUACAUUACUAACCCAUUUUCCAUCACCAUAGCAAGAAUGUUGCACGUCUCGUUCAUUACUAAUGUUUUUUUGCAUUCUGCAGCUUUUUUUUCUUCCUAUUCACAACACAAAUGGUGACGCAGUUAUCUUGAUAUGCUCCAAAGAACUCCACCAGAAAAUAUCUGAAAGGCAACUAUUCACAGAUUUGCUGGUAUCGAACGUGUCUGCUCGUUAAGUCAUUGUUGAAGAAGCUGUCCGGACUGGCUGACAUUCAGAACGUAUCUCAAACGCUGGACAAACUUAAUUUAGUAGAUUUGAAUGGACUCGGUGGACAGAAAUACAUAGAUCCAGCCCAACUAUAUAAAGUCUGUGGUGAUUCCGACAUGCCCGUGAAGAAGAAGAGAAAGUCCUCAGGUUCAGAGGACCCUGGCCUUAGGAGGUGUAAAAUUAGCAGUUUUUGCAGGACACAAACCCCUGGUAGGCUGAUGAAUCCUGAAGAUCACUUUUCCAGCAAAAAGUGCCUCUCUUGGUUUUAUGAAUAUGCAGGCCCAGAUGAAGUGGUGGGACCAGAGGGCAUGGAGAAGUUCUGUGAAGACAUUGGGGUGGAGCCAGAGAACAUUAUUAUGUUAGUCUUAGCCUGGAAAUUAGAGGCACCAAAUAUGGGAUUUUUCACAAAGGAGGAGUGGAUAAAGGGAAUGACCUCACUGCAAUGUGACUGCACAGAACGUUUACAAGGAAAGCUUGACUACCUGCGCUCCCAGCUCAAUGACUCGGCAGUGUUUAAGAACAUCUACAGAUAUGCCUUCGACUUUGCCCGGGAUAAAGACCAGCGUAGCCUUGACAUGGAUACUGCCAAGUCCAUGCUAGCUCUGCUCCUUGGAAGGACAUGGCCUCUUUUCCCAGUUUUCCAUCAGUUUUUGGAGCAAUCCAAGUACAAAGUGAUGAACAAGGACCAGUGGUACAAUGUCUUAGAGUUCAGCCGGACUGUCCAUGCGGACCUCAGCAAUUACGACGAGGACGGCGCCUGGCCCGUGCUGCUGGACGAGUUUGUGGAGUGGCAGAAAGCCCGCCUGUCGUUAUAGCGGAGAAGAGGCACACCUGAGCAAGUUUUUGCUCUGUACAAAAUGGCUCACCUGCAAGAACUGUUCCAGCAGCACUUCAGCCGGGAUGGAUUCAUCGCCCAAAAGAGACUUUUACAGUGUUAAUUUAAACAAAAGGGGAACUGUUGUCUGUUUUGAAUCUGUCACCACAGUUACAUAUCCAGUGUUGUAAGAUCUGCUG